GAGUCGAAUGAAAAUGAACACACGGAAUGUCUGCAGUGUCGCUUGCUUUAUAUGUGUAUUACAGUUAGCUGUGUUGCGUUCUGAAAAUGUCCCGGAAAGAAAUGAAAAGGAAAAGCGAAUUCUUUUGAACGAUCCUAAUCUUAUAAAUUCUCAAAUGGAAGCUCUAAAGAGGGAAGUCCAAACACUGACAUCACAAUUGUCCAAUCUACAAUCUACCUACCAAUCAAAAUUCGACAACCUACAGUCAACAUACCAAUCAAAAUUCGACAACUUACAGUCAACCUACCAAUCAAAUAUUGACAAUCUACAGUCAACCCAACAAUCCGAAAUGACGUUGCUGAGGGAUAUGAUAACACAGAGCAACCACGGUACAACGUACAUCAUUUGGGGAAAGAAAACAUGUCCUUCAAUAAACGGAACAUCUACGGUGUACAGUGGAAUUUCGGGAGGGAGAGAUUACACGAUAUCUGGAAGUGGAACGAAUACACUAUGUUUGCCACAUAACCCAGACCCCACACCCUCGGAUUAUCCUAAGGCAUAUCAGAACAGCGGAUUUGAUGCCUGGGGCACAAUUUAUGGAGCGGAGUACCAGUUUACAUACAGAAACAUUGCUGUUGAUGACGACGUCCCUUGUGCUGUAUGUUUGUUGACGCAUGCGUCAACAAUGAUGAUUCCCGCCAAAACAGCGUGUCCAACAGGUUGGACGACUCAAUACAGUGGAGUUCUGACUACCGAAGACGAUGAUCACCAUGGAUCUGACUUCCUUUGCUUGGACGGAAAUCCGGAGUAUAUGACCGAGGGAUCCCGAAUGAAAGAUUACAAUGGAAAACUGUUCUACCCUGUUCGGGCAGUAUGUGGAUCUUUGCCCUGUCCACCGUACUCAAGCCACCAACUUGUGUCUUGUGUUGUUUGUUCAAAAUGA
This is a messenger RNA of Saccostrea cuccullata (small rock oyster), 922 nucleotides long. RefSeq names its product short-chain collagen C4-like. The transcript is spliced from 3 exons. Lineage: Eukaryota; Metazoa; Mollusca; Bivalvia; Ostreida; Ostreidae. The record is from RefSeq and is a predicted model, not a curated record. Bases 8 to 922 code for a protein of 304 amino acids.